UCUUUUUCCCGCCUCGCCAGUCCGCUACGAUUCACAAUUAUACUGCGCGUGCGCAAUAACGGCGCAAUCUAUAUAAGGAUUACAACCCGCAUGCGCUCAGCGACAGUUGUUUUUUCGUUGGCGAAGGGAUGUCGCGCUAUAGCCGUUAUGGUGGAGAAACAAAAGUGUACGUUGGUAACUUAGGAACAGGCGCUGGUAAAGGAGAACUUGAAAGGGCUUUCAGCUACUAUGGACCAUUACGUACUGUGUGGAUUGCACGAAACCCUCCCGGGUUUGCAUUUGUUGAAUUUGAAGACCCAAGGGAUGCUGAAGAUGCUGUUCGUGGUCUAGAUGGAAAGGUGAUCUGUGGUUCUAGGGUUAGAGUGGAAUUAUCAACUGGUAUGCCUCGUAGGUCUCGCUAUGAUAGACCUCCAGCUCGACGACCAUUUGAUCCUAAUGAUAGAUGUUAUGAGUGUGGCGAGAAAGGUCAUUAUGCUUAUGAUUGUCAUCGCUAUAGUCGUCGGAGAAGAAGCAGGUCACGGUCUCGGUCUCAUUCAAGGUCCAGAGGAAGAAGAUACUCUCGCUCACGCAGCCGAAGUCGUGGCAGGAGAUCCAGGUCUGUCUCAGCUCGCAGAUCUAGAUCUCUGUCUCCUCGUAGAUCCAGAUCUGUAUCGCCACGUAGAUCCCGUUCAGGUUCUUUAAAAAGAUCAAGGUCUCGAUCAAGAUCCAGGUCGAGGUCGAGGUCCAUUUCACGUCCCAGAAGCAGCCGCUCUAAAUCACGAUCACCAUCUUUAAAGAGAAGUUUUGAUAUGAGCCAUUUAUAUCCAUUCUCCAUUAAUUCACGCCGUUCACCAUCGGGAAGCCCUCGAAGAAGUAUCAGUCCUGAAAGACUGGAUUAGAAUGGCAAAGAACGUGUUAGGAAAAGUAUUGUUUACGUAAUUUUAAGGGAUUUCUUUAUUGAGAAAUGUAAGGAUUUAGUUCGCUGAAGAAAAUCUUUUCUAGGAUUAAGCAGCAAGGAUCUGGAUCUUUUAGUAAAAUCUGUAAAAGCUGCUACAGUAGAUUAUAGUGCACAAUUUCUUGUAUGUAACAACAUCCUAUGAUCUCAAAAAUGUCUUUUUAUGGGCACAUGAAAUAAAAUGUGUUUCUAACUUUGCUAUAAUGUUA
Messenger RNA from Crotalus tigris (Tiger rattlesnake), 1143 nucleotides. It is a transcript of the gene SRSF7, whose product is annotated as serine and arginine rich splicing factor 7. Gene Ontology annotation, cellular component: nuclear speck. Gene Ontology annotation, molecular function: zinc ion binding; RNA binding. The coding region runs from base 129 to 878 and encodes 249 amino acids. The transcript has 9 exons. The record is from RefSeq and is a predicted model, not a curated record. Lineage: Eukaryota; Metazoa; Chordata; Lepidosauria; Squamata; Viperidae. Gene Ontology annotation, biological process: mRNA splicing, via spliceosome.